AUGGAGCGCAUGGUGCUCCCGCCAUCAGUAGCUGGAAAAUCAGCUGCUACUAAGAAGCCAUAUAUCUUCGAAUCCUUUUCUGGAGACAAGGUCUACGUCUCUGGCACUCCUUCGGUUGCUCGUUUCCUUCUGACCGGGAAAGAAACGGAUGGCAAGUUCACCAUCCUGACAAGCGGUGGCCAAGCCUUCCCAGCUCCUGUGCCAUCUCAUUAUCACAAACAUACCCAUCAUGACUUCCUCUGUAUCAGGGGACAGUUGAAGGUAUGGCUUAAUGACCAGUGCAGAAUCCUCAGCCCCGGGGACUACGCCAGUGUGGCUCCAAACGCUGUUCGUGCGUACCAGUUCAUUGGUGAUCAUACUGAGAUCUUCAGUAUAAUCACUCCUGCGGGAUUCGAGCACAUGUUUCGUGGUCCGAUGUGGCCGGAUGCCGAUCUUGAAAGGGCUACUGAAAAGCUCAACUCUGGCGUCGCAAAUGUCAUGACCGAGUUUGACGUUAUCCCUGUGCCAAACCACAAGUUCCUUGAGCCGCAGCCUUGGGACAGUUCAGAUAACCAACUCCCUGGUUCUCAGAAGCCGUACUUUCUCCGUAACUGCACAGGACCUAGUGCUCUUCUCGGCGGAACAGUCGUCCGUCCAUAUGUUACUGGGGCCGAAUCUGGGAACACAUACACUCUGGCUACUCUUAAAGGGUCUAACCAUUUUGAAACGCAGCUUUUGUCUGGCGGGAUUCAGUUCCUAGAUGUUGACCACUGCUUCUAUGUGUCUGAUGGAUAUCUCGAGGUCACGGUAAGUGACCAUGACUCUUCACGUAUCGGCCCCGAUGAAGUGGCUUGGUUGCCUGCUGGAACUUACUUCGAUAUCAAGCCUGUCAGCGCCUACUUUAAAAUCUUUAUUUAUUCGCAGCCUGGCGGAUGA
Messenger RNA from Fusarium tjaetaba, 915 nucleotides. RefSeq names its product quercetin 2 3-dioxygenase. The transcript has 2 exons. The coding region runs from base 1 to 915 and encodes 304 amino acids. NCBI's taxonomy places the organism in Eukaryota, Fungi, Ascomycota, Sordariomycetes, Hypocreales, Nectriaceae. The record is from RefSeq and is a predicted model, not a curated record.